CGAUACUUGGUACAUCUUCCACCCGUCUCACUAUUUGUUUUUGAUUAUCCUUCGCAACACUCAUUUGCAUCCUCACAGCCAUGUCCGGCCCAUCCCAGCAGCUGGCUCCCAACAUGGCAGCAUCACUCGCCCAGCUUUCACCGGCAAAACUGUCUCAGCUGCAACAACAAAUACCCGACCUCUUGACAGACGCGGAGAAGCUCUUGCCAGAGGACAAGCGGAACGAAGUGUUCCGGGAGAAAAUGCUGAGCAAAAUGGUUACCCAGGCGAGGCAACAGCAGGCUCAACAACAGCAACAACAGCAAGGGAUGGGUAUGAAUAUGGGCCAGAUGGGGAAUGGCAUGAUGAACCUCCAAAACAAGCCGCAAAUGGCGAACCAGUCGGCUCACCAAGACCAAAUACGGCUACAGCUCGCACAACAGCAACAGCAACAGCAUGUCGCUGCUAUGCUGGAGAAAUCCCGACAAGCUGCGGCUGCUCAACAUCAACAAACCGGAGCUGGACCUCGUCAACCAACUCCCAAACCAGGACAGCAGGCAAUGACUCCCAACCCAAUGGCUCAAGCAGCCAUGUCAGCAUCCCCCAACUCUCACGGUAUCGGUUCGCCCCAAGUGAAUAUGCGGCAAUCACCCAGUACUACAUCGGGUGGGGCGGGCCGGCCGAUGCUGAACAUGCAGGGUAUCAAGACGUUGGUGGAAAACUUUCCAAAACUGUUGGAAUUGAAGAGGAUGGGAAAAUUGAAGCCAGAGCAAGAGCGCCUGUUUGAUCAAUUCAUUAACUCUCCCGAUGGCCGCAAUCACCUCCAACAAUUUCAAGCGCACCAAGCCCGUGCUCUUGUUGAGCGAGGUCUAGCCAAUCCCGUGGCUAUGCCUCCUGGUACCCAACCACAACCACACUCUACCCAGACCCCCAUUAUGAACAACAUGAACCUCCCUCUGACCGCGCAGCAACAAAUGGCUGCUCUCCAACAACAACAACAACAACAACAGCAGCAGCAGCAGCAGCAGCAGCAGCAACAGCAACAACAGCAAGGAUUUGGCCAGCAACAACAACAUGCCCUGGCGGCUCAACUCUCUCAGCAAUUCCCGCAAGGUAUUCUACCUGCCGGAUGCAAUACCCAGCUCACCGCGCAACAAAUGCAACAAAUCCAACUCCAGCGUCUCGCGGCCGCUCAAGCUCAGCUGGCUAAUCAGGGCCAUGCCGCACUUAACGUACAACAAGGUCGACCACCUAAUCCGGCGAUGAUCAAUCAAGCUGCCGCUCUAGCUCGUGCCGCUGCCGCCGCACAAGUUGCCCAAGGAGGAGCACAAGGUCAAUCACCACACAUGCAGCAAGGUACACCUCAAGCUUCUGCUCCAAACCUCACGCAAACGCCUAACCAAGGCCAAGCAUCGCAGAACUUUAACUCCCCUCAUCCUCAUCCUUCUGUGCAGAAUGCCGCUCGACCUAUACCGGGCACUCGUCCCCCGAUGACGUUACAGCAAAUGCUACACAACAUCCAACCCCAUUUGGCGCGGGUGGCGCCGGAUAAGGUGGAGAGUGUGAAAGCGGUGUUAGUGAGACUGGCGAGCAUGAGCGAUGAGGAGAGGGAAGCGACUCUCCGCCAAAGUACUCACUGGAUUCCCCUCUGGCAACGCGCAACCGCUCAGCCGAUCAAUAAUGCCCAACAUCAGAAUCCCCAACAACUCGCCGCUGCUCAAGCUCAAGUACAAGCUGCUGCAGCUGCUCAAGCGCAGGCUCAAGCUCAUGCUGCCGUUCAAGCCCAAGCUCUCGCCGCCUCUCAUGGGCAAAGUGGAUCACCACACAUCAAUUUCGCCAACGUCAAUGCUGCUCGCGCUUCAGGUACACCCGGUCAAGGCGGUACCCCUCUUCCUGGGAACAUGAACUUGCCCAACCUCCAUAUUCCGGUCGGGAAACAGAGAGGCAGCAUCUCUGCUACGAGCGCGAAUGGGCAAUCACCCCAAGUACGUCCACCUGUCCUGCAAGGGCAAUCACCAGGUGACAUUGCCAAUGCGGCUGGCGGUGGGGGACCAGAUCCUUCCCUCGUGCAACUUAUGAUCGAGCAAGGUAUCCCCGUUCAUCAAGCUGCGCAGGUACUCGCUCGUCAACAGCAACUUGCAGCAGCGUCAGCUUCUCUCGGGGUAGGCAUGGGGUUGGGAGGUAUACCGACGUUCCCGCAGGGAUCCCAGGCUCAAGCACAGGCUCAAGCACAAGCACAGCUGGCAGGGAUGGGCGGUAUGCAGGGGAUGCCGGGGAUGGGUAGUGUAGGUGGCAUUGGGCAACAGAUGGGAGUAGCGGGCCAGCAGCAACAACCGCAGCAGCAACAGCGGAACAUCACUCCGGCCAUGCUCAUCGCCCAGUAUUCACAUGAGAUCCCUCCUCGUCCACCUCCUCUUCGACCUGAGCUCAUCCUCCCCGAUGCCCCUGCGCCUGCGGAUCGUACAGGAUCUCUCCUUGCACGUGCAUCUGCCACCUAUACCCCUGUGGGCUCUUCCUCCAGCGUCAACGCCCAAGGUCAGACCCAAACCGGAUCCGCCUCUGCCUCAGCUUCCGCCUUUGGAUCGGGAUCACAAACCCAGGCCCAAAUCCAAGAAGAAGGUCGCGAUAUGCGCUCAACGCUGUUCAAACCGCUGAACAGCAUGGAAACUGGUACGAAAUUGGUUGGCCGUGGGACAUUGGGCUGGAACAGGGUGGUUAGGGAACUGGUUGAUGAUUGGCCAGAAGGGCUGAGGGAGGUGGUAGAUGAAGAGGCGGAGGAUGAAGAGGAUGGGAAUGGGGUUAUGGGAGACGAAGGGGAACAUAAAGGGCGGGUGAGUGGAAUGCCAGGACAGCGGAAAAGAAAGGUACAAGAAUUGGCGGAGGAGGUUGAUAAGGCGUUGAGAAUACCAAAGGAUUCUGAGACUUUGUUGUUGGAGAUCUUCGACGAACACUGUGAUAUUGUCUCGGAAUCAAGCUGUAUGCUGGCUAAGCACCGAAAGGCAAGUACAGUCGACAGAAAGGACAUUCAGCUUUCGUGGGAACUUUUAUACGGCCGUAUCAUCCCCGGUUUCUCCGCUGACCGAAUCAGAGCGGACCAAUCACGCUCUUCAGCACGUCAUCGGCAGGCCAAUGCAGGAUAUGCUGCUAAACUUCGAGCGGUCGGCGAGGCGAAGGGUGCGUGGAGAAAAGAGAAGAGGGAGAGGGAGAAGGGGAAGGAAAAUGAUGCUGAUGGUGAGAGGGAGGAACAUGAAAGGGAAAAGGGGACUGUUGCGUUGAACGGGGUGGGUGAUGGGGUUGGUGUUGGAGCGAGUAUAAGUGUCGGGCCAGCGAUCGGCCAGGGAAUGAAGGGAAUAAAGGUUGAAGAAGUGGUAGCGUAGCGAGAAUAGACAGAAGGGGCAGGUGUACAAUCAACCGAAAUCUUUUACUGUUAUAAUUCGAUUGUUGUUGUUUAUUAGCCCAGUGAUAAGAGCAGUCUACUUGUACAUGCAUCCCGGUCAGGUGCUG
Molecule: messenger RNA, 3483 nt
Organism: Cryptococcus deneoformans JEC21
Lineage: Eukaryota; Fungi; Basidiomycota; Tremellomycetes; Tremellales; Cryptococcaceae
Product: TAF15, putative
Exons: 6
Coding region: 81-3356 (1091 amino acids)
Biological process (GO): DNA-templated transcription initiation; RNA polymerase II preinitiation complex assembly
Cellular component (GO): SLIK (SAGA-like) complex; SAGA complex; transcription factor TFIID complex
Molecular function (GO): DNA binding; protein heterodimerization activity; TBP-class protein binding
Source: RefSeq, a predicted model, not a curated record